AUGUUCGAGAUGAAGAGCGAUACUACAACUAAGUACGAGGCAGUGGUAGUCGGUGCCGGGCCUGCUGGAAUUGCCGUAGUAGGCAAUCUUCUGGAGCAGAAUAAGGCGCCUAUAUUAUGGGUUGAUCAUGAAUUACAGGGUGGACGACUGAAUAAGUACUACCGGGAGGUCCCAAGUAACACCAAAGUCAAGCGCUUCAUAUCAUAUGCUGAGGGUGUUUCGGCCUUCCUGGCCGUGGCCAAGGAGACUCCAGCGCCGAACGCGUACACACAUCUGCAAGACCUCGACCGGGAGAACACAUGUCAGAUUGCCGAAGCAGCCGACCUUUGCCUCAUGCUCACCAAAGGUCUGAAUGAAUCGAGAGGAGUUCAUAAGCAGCUCGGGGAAGUAUCCGGUGCGUCGUGGUCAGAUCUAAACAACUGGAGCGUCACCAUUACAUCGCCAGACGAAAAAUUCCCCGGACCCUCCACAGUUUCGGCGAAUCUUCUAGUCCUAUGCACAGGCGCCGCGCCCAGUACUGGGCCUCUCCCUGUCACCAGUGUCAAGGAAAUCGGACUGGACCCCGCCCUGAAUCCCCCACUUCUCGCCAAGAUCCUCCCUUCCACCGAAAAGCAAACAGUAGGCGUGAUCGGAGCCUCCCACAGCGCUAUCCUCGUGCUCCGUAACUUAUACAAUCUUGCCAGCUCAUCGCAUCCUCAUCUCCGUAUCAAGUGGUUCACUCGCCAUCCCCUACGCUACGCCGAAGAGCGCGACGGCUGGAUCUUCCGCGACAACACUGGUUUGAAAGGUGCUGUUGCAACAUGGGCCAAGGAGAAUCUCGAAGAAGAUGUCUUGCCCUCUUCCGAUGUGAGCAGAUUUCUCGAGAAGGUCAGCACGACUAGAGAUAAAGAGCAAGACACCUACCUAGAACACCUCCCAGCAUGCUCUCACGUAGUCCAAGCAAUCGGUUUCCACCAGAACAAAAUCCCGAUAUUGGAGCAAGGUGGAAAGAGACUAGAAGUCCGUCACAACGAUUGCACUGCUGGCUUUGUGGAUACUAGCGGAGAGAAGGUCAAGGGGUUGUAUGCCGCUGGCAUCGCGUGGCCUGAGAAGGUGACAGAUCCUGAGGGAAACGUCGAGCAUGCCGUUGGGUUGGCAAAGUUCAUGAGUUACCUGAAUAGAGUUGUGCCGGAAUGGACAUCAAAAUAG
Messenger RNA from Drepanopeziza brunnea f. sp. 'multigermtubi' MB_m1, 1188 nucleotides. RefSeq lists its product as uncharacterized. Lineage: Eukaryota; Fungi; Ascomycota; Leotiomycetes; Helotiales; Drepanopezizaceae. The record is from RefSeq and is a predicted model, not a curated record.